UUGUGUCUGAUUGGUUGAAAACAUUGCCAUGUCCGUCGGAUGAGACGUUCACGAUUCCUUUGGUUCCCGGUGCUGCGUGUGGAAGGACCGAAAGGGGCCGGGCCCACAGAGGAAAGAAAUGGCGAGUAUGGUCACCGAGAACGGGUGUGGAGUGGCAGCGGAGACCGCACAGCCUCCGGGUCCGGGUCGGGGCGCGGUCCGAUGGGGCUCACAGCACGCCGGCGCCCGAGAACUGGCCAGUCUGUACUCGCCAGGCAAAAGAUGUCAAGAAUGGAUCAGCGUCAUCCUCUGCUUCUCUCUCAUGGCCUUCAACUUAAUUCACCUUCUUGCCAAUUUCCACCUGGGACACGUGUGGUACAUUCAGCUGGGCAUCGUGGCAGGAAUCCUCACCGCUGACUUCGCGUCGGGACUCGUACACUGGGGGGCCGACACCUGGGGAUCGGUGGAUCUACCCAUCUUUGGAAAGGCGUUCAUUCGCCCGUUCAGAGAGCACCACAUCGACCCCACAGCCAUCACCCGUCACGACUUCAUCGAGACAAACGGUGACAACUGCAUGCUGACCAUCGUCCCUCUUGCACACAUGGCCUUCAACUUUCUCAUGCUGUCCCCCGCGGAGAUUUACCACAUCUACCCGUGGUACUGCUACUUGUACGCGCUGGCCAUCUUUGUGACGCUCACCAACCAGAUCCACAAGUGGUCGCACACGUACUUUGGCCUUCCUGGCUGGGUGGUGUUCCUGCAGGACUGCCACAUCAUCCUUCCUCGCAAGCACCACCGCAUCCAUCACGUCUCCCCUCAUGAGACGUAUUUCUGCAUCACCACAGGUUGGUUAAACUAUCCUCUGGAGAGGCUCGGUUUCUGGAGAACCUUGGAGGAUCUCAUCCAGGGCGUGACAGGAGAGAAACCCAGAGCAGACGACUUAAAAUGGGCUAAGAAAUUGAAAUAACUCUGAUGGCUAACUGCAUCCUACCUCAGCAACCUCUGGCUCUGCCCAGGCUUCUCGUUGUGUUUUCUUGCCUCACUUAAAAACUGUAGUUCACAGGAUGAACGGCUAACCGUAUCUGAUGCCAUAGCUUUAAGUCUUGCACAUUUCUUUUUUCCUCUUUCACCAAGCGAGGGCUCUGUUUCUGGGAUUUUAUUUCAUAGCUUUUCUACACGGAUACAUGAUCUAAACUGCAAUAUGUUAUAAGCUUUUUAUUUCUAAUGCAGGUCAUAAUUUUUUUAAAGGUUUUUGCAAAUAAUGUGUCACUUUCCAAAGGAGGUGAGACUAUUACUCUGAUCUGAACCAGUGCUUUGGAGAAUGAUCACACACUUGAUCAGCAGAGCUUGUAUUCACAUUUUCACUCGUCGCCGCUUUAUUUUCUGUUGAAUGAAGAAGCUCUAAAGAAUCGAAUUCGAUAUGAACGAUGUAGAAUCAGUCAGUUGCGUGGGAUCUCUCUAGAGGCGUUACCAUUGUUAGUUUGUGAUCGAAUUUGGAGUAAUUGUUACAUUUGCUCUCUACUUGCACAUUUAGGUUUGCACACUUUUUGAUAGUUUUAUAGGAUAAGUGGAAACAAAGUGAGGCACAAAUAUGUUUUUUGUUUAUUUUUUUGGUCAAGAAUUAUGAAAUUCCUAUCUUUCUUUCUAAAACAGCCAUAUUUAUUAGUAGCUUAAUAAAUGGAAGAAUCUGUUACAGCGGGAGAACCAGUGAGCUACUAAAUAAUCAAAAUAAGUCUGAAACUGACAGCUGCUCUCUCACUUCCUUAUUGAUAGCUUUGCCUGUUGAAGUUACUUUAUACUCCCAGUUUUAAUAGUUGCACUUGCGUUAUUAGAUUACUUCAAAUCUAAGGACUGUGGGAUUUUUUUUGCUUUAUUUUUUUCCACUUUCAAGCUAAACCAGAGCAAAAAGGGGACAUUAGAAAUAUUAUACACAGACUUCAAUCUGUGGAAAUAAAGAUUCAUGCUCUGGAGAGGAAUACCAAGAACAACCCUGGUUCAGCUCAACGAAUAACUCAAAACAAUGACCAGCUCAGUGUUAGACAAAGACUUCAGUCAGUAGAAAUGAAGAUUCAGCGGUUGGACUGGAAAUGAAGCAACUCUUUUUCAAAACAAACGGAGAGUUUGCAUAAACCUCACUCAGAAACUCUGGGAGCUAAACUGAAAAAAUAAAUUCUUGCACUUCAAAUCCGAUGAGAAUAAUGAUCAGCGUGAUCAGUUUUGAGCUGAAAUAUUCCCCCAUCAUCUAGACUUUAACACCGACUGCACCAAAGAAAAAUAAACCUCACCUUCAAACACCAACAAGAGCUGUGAGGCAAGACAAACACAUUCAGCCACCAGGAAACUCAAUCAAUAUGUCAAAAUUGCUUAUUGUCAGAGAUAAUAAACGGAUUUGGUCAUUUUUCCAAUAAUAAGAGAAUAAAAAUACUCGUUCCCCAAAGUCAGUGUCUGAUAUAACAGAGAAAAUGCUCUCUGACCACUAAUGAUCUGGACAAACAAAAGUCUAUCAUUCUUCUGAACGCUACUGGGAAAAUAAACUGGAGUCGUUUCUCAGAGGUUCCUUCCCAUCAGCUCCAUGGGGGAUUUGAAAUACUCCAGGUUGCUCAUGAUAAACAAAUGGCUGCUAAAAGCCCGUUCUGCUGGCCUUCAUUGACAACCACAGGAUAUUCUGAGACCGUUGUCAUCUCUUCGGGCGAGGCAGAUAAAUAAAGCUACUCACUGCAAACCUCUUUCAUUUUAUCAACAACGUGAUCGCCGCUUCAGAAGAACAGGCUGAAGGACGUUUGAUUAGGAUGCAACUCGCCACAUAUCAGGAGCAACUGGAGCCGGAACGACUCCUUCAUUAACGACCCAACACACCCGCUCAGAAAUGUUUUCUCCUGGAUCUGAGAUGAUUAAAUUCACGGAUAAAUGAACGACCAAGUUCUCAAAAAUACAACUUUUCUUAGUGCUCACAAAGCAGACUUCACUUCAUCAAACGUAAAUCUGAUUCUCCAGAGGCAGGCCUGUUACAAUAACAACUUUUACUGGUUAUUAUUCCUCCUCCAGAACGCAUCUGGCUUCCCGGCAGUACGAAACAGGACAGUACUGUCCGGAUCACCAGAGGAAAACUUAAAAAAACAACAAAAAAACAGAAAUACUAAAAUCAAACCUCAUGAACCUUCUGCCACCAAGUCACUUAAACAGGCUCUGCUAAAUAUAAGAUAGUUAAAAGGACUAUUAGUUACUGACUUCAUAAUGUUGAUUUCAAUCGUACUAAUAUAGUUGCAGCAGAAACUAGACCAAAAAUACUUGGUAAGAUUUUGUGGUUUUGCAGUGCAGUUUUAAGGAUGUUUUGUGCUUCUUGUAAAUCCAUAAGGCUUAUGGUGAUGACUAUUGGUUAUUGAUAGAAAAGGCUUAAAGUGACACAGUCAUUGGUAACAAAGACUCGCUUGACUGAGAACUUUGAACUGAGGAUUUGUGGUGAACUGAACCCAAACCACAUUCUCUCUUGGCUGUAGGAGCUUUUAUUGAUUUAUUGGGCAAAAAUGUUCUCUCCAAGUGCUCUCAGGAUUGUAGUUAGAGCCAUUCAAAUACUGUACUGGGAUUUUCUUGUGUGGGGAAAAAUAACACUCCAUUAGAAGAGUUAAGGAUAUCUUUUGAAAUAUUAAAACUAAUUGAUCUUUGAGUUAAGACAGAUUUUGUCGGGUAAAGCAGGCAGUUAACUGACGCAAUGUGACAGUGGAUCAAUACAAAUAACUUCUGUCUGUUUGUUAUGAACGUUUAAUAAGUUUUCUUUUCCGUUUUGGAGGACUGAACGAGCAGCAGUGUAUUUACACACCAUAUGAAUAUGAUAAAACCUUGAUUUCUGGAAGUUGAUGAGCUAGUCAUAAUGACUCCUAGGUUUUUAAAAUUAAUUGCCUUAUGCUUCCCUUAAGGAUUUACAGUAAAUGUUGCCGCCAUUGUUGGAGAAAAUGGUCUGAGUGACUUUAUUUUGCCUGUCAUGUGACUCAUGUUCUCUGAGUUGGGACCCACAUGGACGUCGGUGUUGGUCAGAAGCCCUUGGAGAUGAAGCUUUGAUAUCAGAUUAAUGCCUUGAUGCCUUUUUGUUGUCUUCCUUAUGGGAGGCUUAUAAUGUACAUAUUAACCUGUAUUUAUAAAUAAACUAACAAACACCAA
Poeciliopsis prolifica (blackstripe livebearer) is the source of this 4134-nucleotide messenger RNA. It is a transcript of the gene peds1b, whose product is annotated as plasmanylethanolamine desaturase 1. Gene Ontology annotation, molecular function: oxidoreductase activity. The coding region runs from base 119 to 946 and encodes 275 amino acids. The record is from RefSeq and is a predicted model, not a curated record. The transcript is spliced from 6 exons. NCBI's taxonomy places the organism in Eukaryota, Metazoa, Chordata, Actinopteri, Cyprinodontiformes, Poeciliidae.